GUUUGCCAUAUCCAAAUUUUCAGCGGCGGGAGCUGUGUUCCUUUUCUUUCUCCAAGUCGUUAAGAUGGAACUGAAUUCGGGUCCGUGCCCAGAUGUCGGAAAACACACUAAACUGUCAGGUUUCACCGACGCAAUGGUUUGGUCGAAUUUUGUGUGGGGCAGCGGCAUAUCUAAUCCAACCUGUCAGCACGUCUUUAUGAAGCACAUUCUAGAUAUUCAGGCCAAGAGGGUAACAUUCAUGGGAGGCGAUAAUAAGAACUAUUUGGUAUUCGGACUUUGUUAUUUCGAGGACAAACUUACGGAUAUGCACGCAUUUGGUGCAUAUGGCGUCACUUUAAGCCAACAUCCAGAUGAAGCAACGAAGAAGAGAAUUUAUGAAAUAUUUGCUAAAAAUAAUAUGAGUACAAAUGAGUUAAUUGAACCAUGUCUGGACGGUCUAGUAUCCAAAUGAAAAACGCGCAUUAAUAUUAAAACAAAUGCUCUUAAUUGUUGGCGUUCUGCUUUCAGCAAACUAUUUAUCAUUCGCCUUUUGCACAAAUAAGUUCGGCUGGGGCUAGCUGUGCCUAGUUGUGCUAAUUUUAGUUGUUAAGUCAAUGUCUUGUAAAAUCAAGUUUAAGCUUAAGGCUUGAAAAUAAAUUGUAAACUCUAUAUAUUUUAAA
Scaptodrosophila lebanonensis is the source of this 659-nucleotide messenger RNA. RefSeq lists its product as uncharacterized. Bases 65 to 451 code for a protein of 128 amino acids. NCBI's taxonomy places the organism in Eukaryota, Metazoa, Arthropoda, Insecta, Diptera, Drosophilidae. The record is from RefSeq and is a predicted model, not a curated record. The transcript is spliced from 4 exons.